GUUCCCAUGAAAGAAUCCUGAUCGCCAUCGUCUUGUAGGUGCCACCCCACCACCCCCUGACGGCCGCUGGCAUAAAAUGGAAAGUGUCUGCUUCAUGAAGAGCAUGGACACCUUCCUCUACCGUGACGCCAUGGAGUCAGCAAAACUUCACAACUCGACGCCACAGUUUGCCGGGAUCGGCGUCACACGCCUGGAUAGCUGUGAUCGAAAAUGCGUGACGUCAUUGAAACGCCCCGCCUCCGACGUCAUCGCGAGCGCUGCCAGAGUGACGUCACCGCCCAAACAAGCCCGGCUGUUGGUGAAUGAAAGCCGAGUACAACAGCCUGAUUGCGGUACAGCCCUGUCGUACAGCUCCACCCCUGGCUGUCACGUGGACACAGGUAAACUCCGACACACCGGUCAAGACAAUCUCUGUGUCGCGGGGGAUGUGUCCGCGAGGGGAGACACAACCCCGUACCACAUUAAUCCGGGUCAUCAUCGUCUCCCGGAAGUGACGUCACCGGCAACGAGCCCGAGCUUUAAAGAGGCCUGUCUCCGUCAGAUGCUCCAGGUGUCACAACGCCGGCUCACCGCCUCUCGUGACGACACCUUAAGCGUGUUUGUCCGCGACGCUAAUCCCGGCCCACGCCACUCAUCCAAAGAUAAACACGAGAUGGUCCGCUGCCGGUCACUGCCCAGCCGCAUGACACCGGAAACUGAACGCCAAGAGCCUUCCGAUUGUCUGAACUACAUCGCCAAAACAGAAUUACUCAGAACUCAUUUCUUUUCCUCUUUACAAAAGAUGGGGAGUAAGCUGAAAACUCAGUUAGAUGAGAAUAACGACGAUCUCGAUGGAGAUGAUGAAACACAUGAAGAGGAGGGUGGGGACAACAUGGACUCCUGUCCCCCGACCCCCUCCUCGUGUUUUAUUGACAUCGAAACAGAAACCCCACCUUGUUCACCUUUGAACCUGACCACCCACGUCAACGAUGCGACGCCGAAACAGAAAAACAAUACCCCACCAUCAUCAGAAAACACAUCGUUUGAUACAAAUGUAAACGACUCACCUACGAAACCUGAGCGUCGUAUCUCGACAGACAACAACAACAAAACAAGCACCGAGUCCCGAGAAAAAAAGACCAACUUCUCCAUCGACGCCAUCUUGCGGCCAGACUUUGGCAGUGUCGUUACGCCGACCCAACCCACAAAAUCAUUCCAGAAAAUUCCAGAAAUCUCCGUAGAGAACAUGUCCAAACAGGACUUCAAGUCUACACACUCAGCUUUCACGGCUGUCGACCUCAGCACAAGAUCACGAUCAGAGUCGGUCUCAUCGUCGUCAUCUUCUUCAUCAUCGUCCCCAUCACCGCCGCUUUCAUCGUCAGAGCUCAACGCCCACAAGUGGGAGCUGGGACAACGCCUCUACCUCGAAAGACAAAUGCGGGGUCAGGAAAAUUUCAUGUUUCCUCAGAGACUUUUCCCGAACCCCAGCAAAGACUUGGAAAAUUUUAUCGGACGGCAUUUUCCGUUUAUCCAUCCCACACACGUCAACCCUCUCGUCCAGUUCCCACACAUCUACCCCCCACAGAUGCAGGUGCAAGCACCCCCCACAACAGACCCACGCAAGAAUUAUUUCUCUCCCGAAGGCGUCAUGUCGAAACGGGAGCACCUUCUACAGCAAGACAUCGCCAAGAUGUUUACUCGCUCUCUACAUCCAAUUUUAAACAACACUCAUAAAACCAUUCAAGACACUCUGAAGGGAACUACCAACCCGGCCACCAAACAAUUCCAGAACCCCGAACCUGCUCCAAAAUCUAACUGGCACAGUCCAACCCCAAGACAACACACAGACCUCAAAACUUCACCGAAAAUUACUCCAAAAACUCAACCAUCAAACAUCCAAAAACCGGAAGCGGUAAAUCCAACACCUACUCCUCAGAUCUCCAGCAAAGCCUCCUCCGACAAAUCCAAGCCAGAUCUGAAGCAAGAGACACAAAGCCCAGCAGUCGCCAAGGAAAAACCCACCAAACCUAACGAGAAAUCAGACAAUCCUCUAUGGCCUGCUUGGGUGUUCUGUACCCGGUAUUCUGACCGUCCAUCUUCAGGCCCAAGAUCACGAAAGCCCAAACGGAACAAGAUCCAGGACGAGAAGAGGCCGAGAACGGCCUUCACCAACGAUCAACUUCAGAGGUUGAAGCGAGAGUUCGAUGACUGCCGGUACCUGACGGAAACGCGGAGGAAAAAUCUGGCAGACGAGCUCGGCCUGACGGAGUCGCAGAUCAAAAUCUGGUUCCAGAACAAGAGGGCCAAAAUCAAGAAAUCCGUCGGGGUUCGAAACCCCUUGGCCAUGCAGCUCAUGGAGCAGGGGCUCUACAACCACUCGACCAUCAAAGAAAUGAUGGAGCAGGGCCUAUACAACGAUACCCCAUCUGAAGCUGGAGAUGACUCCAGCUAAACCCAGCUCUGUACCCCUACACCAACCACUUAUCACUUGUACAGAAAUAUAUGCACUUAUACGUUUUCAUUUUUCUUGAAGUAUUUCAGGAUCUAGAUCUAACUUCAUUUAAAAGUGUUGUAAAAAAAGCAUUUAAAUUGUUUUUUAAAUUUUGUUAGAAUAACUGACAUCUCAAAUUAAUUUGGUUUUUCAUUUAAUAACAGAAUAUUUUAAUGCUUAGAAACGAAUUUUAUUUUAGUAAAUAAAAUAAACAGGAUAAUUGCCUCAUUUGUAACACUAUAAGCAGAUUUUUAUUUCCUGAACUAUAAAUAUUCUUUAAACCGGUUUUGGCGUGCAUAUAUCUAUUAAUGUUAUGGUUUUGUAUUUUAAUGUUAUAAUGAAGUUAGCAGACUAUACAUUGGAAUAUAUAUAUAAACACGUAUAAAAUUAUACAGCUUCUAAGAUUAAACGAAUUUUUUUUCUCUGGGUAAUAAAAAUGACCAUCGCAAUGUAUCGACUUCAGUGUUGCAUGUUCUCAGUCCCAUGCAGCUUGCUAUAAAGUUGAAUCGAAUGGUGCGCUCAUUAAAAGAUAAGACGUAGAGAUUCUGGUUCUAGUAGUAACUAUAAACAUUUGGUCAGAAAUAUAUGUCUAUUGAUUUGGGGAAAGCGUUUUAAUUAAUUCAAUUUUAAAAGGCUUGUUCUCACAAGGCUUAAUAUAACAAGACUCUUAGAAGAUAUAGUCUCACUCGUCUUAGUAUUACCAGGCUUAGUUCUAUUAAGGCUGAUGGGUUUUCUUUUUUAUAUUUAGUAGCCUGUAGAACAAAUUUAAUUAUACAUAACAAACUACAAAAAAUAAUAGGCCUACUGGUAAAUAUCAACAUCAUAACUAUUUAACCAGUUUAAGAAACACGUAUAUAUAUAUAUUUUACUGUAAAUACGUACACAUAUUUCCUUUUAUGUAGCCUACAUUUGACUAAUGAUUUCACAUAUAUAUAUAUAAAUGUUGCUAAUAUUUUAUUUAAAGAUAUCGUUAAAUACAUUUGUAUUUUAAAAUGAUUUUACCUAGCAAAAGUGAUCAAGGUUAACCCUAACAGCAAAUUUUACCUUUUCUAGAUGAUUAAUUCACAGCAGUGUUUAUGCUUUAUUGAUUAAGUCGGGUGUUCCGGACUUUAAAUACCGUCUCAGUCGGAUUAAAAUAUCCGGCUGGGCUGAUACGUACUUGUAUAAAGCUGGAUGAAUAUAUAUAAUGUAUAUAAUGGUUAUCUUAUAUUUCCAUUUUGAUAAUUUUAUGUCAUUUUUCUAAAUGUAUUUUGCUUUUUCAUGUAAGAUAUUGUAU
This is a messenger RNA of Physella acuta, 3746 nucleotides long. RefSeq names its product homeobox protein engrailed-like. Gene Ontology annotation, molecular function: DNA-binding transcription factor activity, RNA polymerase II-specific; RNA polymerase II cis-regulatory region sequence-specific DNA binding. NCBI's taxonomy places the organism in Eukaryota, Metazoa, Mollusca, Gastropoda, Physidae. Gene Ontology annotation, cellular component: nucleus. Gene Ontology annotation, biological process: neuron differentiation; multicellular organism development; regulation of transcription by RNA polymerase II. The record is from RefSeq and is a predicted model, not a curated record.